AUGCUCGGAAAAGUAACCGAGGAGCUGGCCGCCAAGUACAGAGUCCACCGCACAACGCUGUGGUGCUGGGCUAAGGCAGAGGGCAACAUCAUCAAGGCUCAAGUAGCAAAGCCGAAAAAGAAGAUUGCCAAUCCGUGCAAAUACGGCCAACGUUCAUCAUCAGCCUCCGUUCGAUCCGCAACCCCCACCGAGCACAAGCCAUCUCAGACCACAACCACCGCGACCCCGGAAGACCGUGGUGACCACAAGUCCAGAGCACGGAACGAAUACCAGAUCCGCUACUGGCACGUACGCAAGGUGACGGAGAUGUCUUUUUGGCACUACGAAAACCGUAUCGCUACGCGCCGCGAGCGUCGCGAACAAUGGACUUCGGGACCGUCUCCGACUUCGUUCUACAACGCCAAGCGGACACCUACUGCGUUCAAGACGCACUGCGGGACGCUGUGGUAUCGAGCGCGUGUCCAAGCAGCUCGUAAUCACAACGCGUUGAAAUUUGACGUCGAGAAGCCAGUGACGUCCCCACCUGUAAACGCAGUCUGGCUAAGCGGCAGCGUGCCUUCCGAUGUCGUCAAUUUGGAUGCUGGAGCGGCUGCCAAAUCGGUAACACCAGCGAGCUACGACGACCACGACGACCUCAACCGCAUAAUCUUAGAAUUCAUGAAUGAAAGUACCGCUGUCCACCUCCCCUCUGCCGAUACAAAUGCUCUUGUUACAAAUCGCGGUGCGUGUUACGGCCUCGCGACCAAGCAGUGCGAGCGGCGCGAGAAGGCAAUAUCUCGCACGAGCUUCUUCAAGCACAAGAAGAGCUGCAAGGGCAUUAAAGUGCACGGCUCUUGGGAGGUCGGCGCGGCACAUAUCCAGGAGACAUGCAAGGCAAUGAGUGCAUACAAGGAGGAAAUGAUUACGGCAGAUGAGAACACGAUUUUUGGAGAGCGGAUAUGUCUUCAAAUAUUGGGACUACCACACGGCAAGAUAUCGUGCAAAGGACUGUAA
Molecule: messenger RNA, 993 nt
Organism: Phytophthora infestans T30-4
Lineage: Eukaryota; Oomycota; Peronosporomycetes; Peronosporales; Peronosporaceae
Exons: 12
Coding region: 1-993 (330 amino acids)
Source: RefSeq, a predicted model, not a curated record